Molecule: messenger RNA, 9312 nt
Organism: Zalophus californianus (California sea lion)
Lineage: Eukaryota; Metazoa; Chordata; Mammalia; Carnivora; Otariidae
Gene: ADCY1
Product: adenylate cyclase 1
Exons: 20
Coding region: 1-3417 (1138 amino acids)
Biological process (GO): intracellular signal transduction; adenylate cyclase-activating G protein-coupled receptor signaling pathway; cAMP biosynthetic process
Cellular component (GO): plasma membrane
Molecular function (GO): adenylate cyclase activity
Source: RefSeq, a predicted model, not a curated record
AUGGCGGGGGCGCCGCGCGGCCGAGGCGGAGGCGGCGGCGGCGGCGGAGGCGGAGGCGGCGCGGGCGAGCCCGGGGGCGCCGAGCGGGCGGCCCGGCCGGGCGGCCGGCGCGGGCUGCGGGCGUGCAACGAGGAGUUCGCGUGCCCCGAGCUGGAGGCGCUGUUCCGCGGCUACACGCUGCGGCUGGAGCAGGCGGCCACGCUGAAGGCGCUGGCCGUGCUCAGCGGGCUGGCGGGCGCGCUGGCGCUGGCCGAGCUGCUGGGCGCGCCGGGGCCCGCGGCCGGCCUGGCCAGGGGCUCGCACCCGGCGCACUGCGUGCUCUUUCUGGCGCUGCUCGUGGUCACCAACGUGCGCUCGCUGCAGGUGCCCCAGCUGCAGCAGGUCGGCCAGCUGGCGCUGCUCUUCAGCCUCACCUUCGCGCUGCUCUGCUGCCCCUUCGCGCUCGGCCGCCCCGCGGGGACCCACGCCGGCGCGGCUUCGGGGCCGGCGGCCGCCGACCAGGGCGUUUGGCAGCUCCUUUUGGUCACCUUCGUGUCCUAUGCCCUGCUGCCCGUGCGCAGCCUGCUGGCCAUCGGCUUCGGGCUCGUGGUGGCCGCCUCGCACUUGCUGGUCACGGCCACCUUGGUGCCCGCCAAGCGCCCGCGUCUCUGGAGGACACUUGGUGCCAAUGCCCUGCUCUUCCUCAGUGUGAACAUGUACGGGGUGUUUGUGAGGGUCCUGGCCGAACGCUGCCAAAGGAAAGCCUUCCUGCAGGCCCGGAACUGCAUCGAAGACCGGCUGAGGCUGGAGGACGAGAAUGAGAAGCAGGAGCGGCUGCUUAUGAGCCUUCUGCCCCGGAAUGUUGCCAUGGAGAUGAAGGAGGACUUCCUGAAGCCCCCCGAGAGGAUUUUCCACAAGAUUUACAUCCAGCGGCAUGACAAUGUGAGCAUCCUCUUCGCGGACAUCGUGGGCUUCACGGGCUUGGCGUCACAGUGCACCGCGCAGGAGCUGGUGAAGCUCCUCAACGAGCUCUUCGGCAAGUUUGAUGAACUGGCCACGGAGAAUCAUUGUCGCCGGAUCAAGAUCCUCGGGGACUGUUAUUACUGCGUGUCUGGCCUCACGCAGCCCAAGACUGACCACGCCCACUGCUGCGUGGAGAUGGGCCUGGACAUGAUUGACACCAUUACGUCAGUGGCGGAGGCCACAGAGGUGGAUCUGAACAUGCGUGUGGGGCUGCACACCGGCCGGGUCCUCUGCGGGGUCCUCGGCCUGCGCAAGUGGCAGUAUGACGUGUGGUCCAACGACGUGACCCUCGCCAACGUCAUGGAGGCCGCCGGCCUGCCCGGGAAGGUCCACAUCACGAAGACGACCCUGGCGUGCUUGAACGGUGACUACGAGGUGGAGCCGGGGCACGGGCACGAGAGGAACAGUUUUCUGAAAACUCACAACAUUGAGACCUUCUUCAUCGUGCCGUCACAUCGGCGCAAGAUAUUUCCAGGGCUGAUCCUCUCUGACAUAAAGCCUGCCAAGAGGAUGAAGUUCAAAACCGUGUGCUACCUGCUGGUGCAGCUCAUGCACUGUCGGAAGAUGUUCAAGGCGGAGAUCCCCUUCUCCAACGUCAUGACCUGUGAAGAUGAUGACAAGCGGAGGGCGUUGAGAACCGCGUCUGAAAAACUCAGAAACCGCUCGUCCUUCUCUGCGAAUGUCGUCUACACCACCCCAGGCACGCGCGUCAACAGGUACAUCAGCCGCCUCCUAGAAGCCCGCCAGAUGGAGCUGGAGAUGGCGGACCUGGACUUCUUCACCCUGAAGUACAAGCAGGCUGAGCGCGAGCGCAAGUACCACCAGCUGCAGGACGAGUAUUUCACCAGUGCCGUCGUGCUCGCGCUCGUCCUGGCCGCCUUGUUCGGCCUCGUCUACCUUCUCAUCAUCCCGCAGAACAUGGUCGUCCUCCUGCUGCUGGUGUUCUGCAUCUGCUUCCUGGUGGCCUGUGUCCUGUACCUGCACAUCACCCGGGUCCAGUGUUUUCCAGGAUGCCUGACGAUCCAGAUCCGCACCGUCUUGUGUAUUUUCAUAGUGGUCCUAAUCUACUCUGUGGCCCAAGGAUGUGUGGUGAGCUGCCUGCCCUGGGCCUGGAGCUCCAGCCCCAAUGGGUCCCUGGUGGUCCUGAGGCCUGGCGGCCCGAACGCGGUGCUGCCCACCGCCCCCUGCGAGUCGGCGCCCCAUGCCCUGCUCUGUGGCCUCGUGGGCGCCCUCCCUCUGGCCGUCUUCCUGCGGGUGUCCUCCCUACCCAAAAUGAUUCUGCUCUUCGUGCUCACAGCGUCCUACAUCCUGGUCCUGGAGCUCAGCGGGUACACCAGGGCCUCGGGGGGCGGCGCGGUCUCCGGGCGCAGCUUCGAGCCGGUCGUGGCCAUCCUGCUAUUCUCGUGCACGCUGGCCCUGCACGCCCGGCAGGUGGACAUCAAGCUGCGGCUGGACUACCUCUGGGCGGCACAGGCAGAGGAGGAGAGGGACGACAUGGAGAGGGUGAAGCUGGACAACAAGAGGAUUCUCUUCAACCUCCUGCCGGCCCACGUUGCUCAGCACUUCCUCAUGUCCAACCCCCGGAACAUGGACCUGUACUACCAGUCCUACUCGCAGGUGGGUGUCAUGUUCGCCUCCAUCCCCAACUUUGACGACUUCUACAUCGAGCUGGAUGGCAACAACAUGGGGGUGGAGUGUUUGCGCCUCCUGAACGAGAUCAUCGCUGACUUUGACGAGCUCAUGGACAAAGACUUUUACAAGGACCUGGAGAAGAUCAAGACCAUCGGGAGCACCUACAUGGCUGCGGUGGGGCUAGCGCCCACAACCGGGACCAAGGCAAAGAAGUGCAUCUCCUCACACCUCAGCACGCUGGCUGACUUCGCCAUCGAGAUGUUCGACGUCUUGGAUGAAAUCAACUACCAGUCUUACAACGACUUUGUGCUCCGCGUCGGCAUCAAUGUUGGCCCCGUGGUGGCUGGGGUGAUCGGGGCUCGAAGGCCGCAGUACGACAUUUGGGGAAACACGGUCAAUGUGGCCAGUCGGAUGGACAGCACCGGCGUCCAGGGCAGAAUCCAGGUGACCGAGGAGGUUCACCGGCUGCUGCGAAGGGGCACCUACCGCUUUGUGUGCCGCGGGAAGGUCAGCGUCAAGGGCAAGGGCGAGAUGCUGACGUACUUCCUGGAAGGCCGGACCGAUGGAAAUGGCUCCCAGGCCAGGUCCCUGAAUGCAGAGCGGAAAAUGUGCGCUUACGGGCGAGCCGGCCUCCAGACCAGACUGGGCACAGGCCCGCCCCCGGUGGCCCCCAUGGCUGGCCUCCCGGUCAGAGCCGGGCUGGGGGCUCUGCAGGGCUCGGGGCUCCCCCCGGGCCCCUCUGGCCAGCACCUGCGCCCCGGAGCAGCUGGGAAGGAGGCUUAGCUGGCUGCUGGGGGCUCAGGGGCUCCAGCAGGGACCAGCCCGGCCUACAAAGGAGGGCCGGUGGCCGGCGGCUGGGCUGCGGAAGGGGUGCCGUCCAGGCGUGACCCAAAGCAGCCAGGCAGUGAUGGGCCAGGGGAGCCCUGCCCGCCUGGACGCUGAGGCUUUCAGGGGACUGUGCUCGCUUGGUCCUCUCCUCGGUGGCCGAGGAGCGGCUGCCUGGGGUCGGCCAGCUCAGCGUCUGGUGUCAGGACCUUGCGAAUAUGCUCCACGGCCGCAGGCUUCAGCUGAGCCAGAGCCGCGGAGCUGUGGCCGGCAGAGCAGGAGUGUGCCCCGAGGAGGCCCGCGGCAGCCCCGGCUGGAAGCCAGGCCUCCCGUGUGCGGCAGGGCCGGAAGGGCAGGCCCGGGGCCCAGACGGGCGGUUUGGGGAGAAGCCCCGCCGCACAGAGCGGGGCCCGCUGGCUUCCUUCGCGAGUGGUUUCUUGCCGAGACCCAGAGGCAGGUCUUCUGGAAUUCUUGGGGCCCCGAGCCACGUCUCUGUGUCCCGACCAGCAUCAUCCCUGCUCUGCCUGCCUGUCCCUGCGUUGUCCCUCGGCCCCCAAGAUGGCCUCGGCCCUACAGACCUUGGCCUCUCUCGUCGAGGGAGGAACCGAGGUCGGGGUCGCCGUGCCCCUUGCUGUCCCUGCGUCUGGGGCUCCUGCUCUCCUCACAACAGCACAAGCUUCCUGGGCGGAUGAGCCCGCACCCCGGACGUGGGAUUUCGGAGUGAGUGUGGGCUGCACCUGUGCGGAGAGUGCUGCAGUUGACUCUGGGGAGGUCUGGGGGUCUCCCACGCGCACAGGUGCAGACCGAGGACACGUGGGAUGUGCUGCUGGGGGUGCGGGGCGGCGGCUCCGGCCGCAGGAGGAGGGCAGCUUGGCACCGGCGGGCGGGGCUGGGCUCACUCUGGCUGAGCCCCCAUCGAUGUCCCCGGGCUGCUCCCAUGGUGGGCUUGUGAGGCGUGGCAUCCUCCGUGGGAGCUCAGCCCUGCCCGGCCGUGUUGCAGCCAGCCUGGGCAGCCGCGGGGCCGUGUGUGGACAGGCCAGCUGAUGCAGGACUCAGGACGGAAGUAGGUGGGCGGACGGCCUCCCUCCUGAGAAGCAGCUCUGCGCUGGGCCACUGAGUCCUUCUCAGCCUUUAGAGACGUGGCAUGAUUCCCUUCAGGGGAAACCGAGUCAUCCAGAGAGUCCUGUGAGCAUGCAGCCCGCGUGGUGAGCCUGUCUGUGCCGGGCUGCAGGGCUGAGGACCUGGCCAGGGUCCUGGUGCCCGCCUGUUGGUGGCGGCCAAGCUGCCCCUGGGUCAGGGCAGGGGGUUGGCAGACCGCACCGUGACCCCGACCCCGUGCUCUGUCGUGUGGCAAAGGGACUUCACAGACGGAAUUGAAGGUAUGGGCCUUAAGGUGGGGGCAGGAUCCUGAGCUCUCUGGGUGGACCACCUGCCCCCCUCGAAGUGGACAGAGAGGCAGGGCGGUCCAGAGGGUCCAAGCAUGAGGUAGCUGUUUAAAGAUGCGGGGACCUGACAUCAACCAUCGGGGAGAGGAACUGGUCGCCCCCGCAGACACACACCAUGGAUUCCGUGUCGACCUGGGUGAGCCGGGGGGGCGGAUGGACGCCCGUGAGACUCUCCACGGUGCCCCCAGCCCUGCUGGGCCCGGACCUGGGCUCCACACAACCAGGAGCUCCGGAGCCCUGCCAGGCGUGGCCACUGGUCGUGUCAGCGGCGGGAGGCCGUGGGACCCAAUGGCUCUGGGCCAGCCGCCAUGACCACCCACGGCGGCGCCAAGGCCCAGCUCCCACGAGCGUGCGACACUUCUGUCAUCAGCAGUCCAGACCCUACCGCCAACGAGGGUGCGGCAGCCCCCACAGCGUCCCUCGGAGGCGGGUGCACGACGUCUUCCUCUUUAUUUGUGAUGAGACUGUAUGAUCUCGCCUUAUUUAUUUUUAAUCUUGUACAGCAUUCACGGAGAAAUGUUAGCCUUUCGAGUAGGGUUCUCUCUAAAUUAUUUAAAAUGCUCUGUAAAUAGUGAACUGUUUCAGGGGACACCUGUUCACUCCCACCAAAAAUGAGAACAGCCCCCGGCCCCGUGCGAAUGCCACGCUUUACCCAGAUGUGUGACGUCCCUAAGGCACCCUGCUUGGGGAAGCCCUGGCACUGGGGGAGGGGGGUGCUGCGUGUCCCUCGUGUGCUGCUUACGCCCAACCUCAGUAGCGUAGAAGGCAGCCUCAAACUUCCAGACGCUUCCACAGACCACCAGGCCCCGGGGGCCCGCUGCACGGGGUGUGUGUGCUGCAGCAUGGAGCACCCCACAGACCAGGCCCCCCGAGCCUGCAUGUUUGUCAGACCCCAGAGCCAACAGCGCUUCCAGACCCUUUCUGUCUCCAGAAGCAAUAACUAACUCUAAACUGCGGAGACAAGCCUGGUCCAAAGCCGAUGGUGAUUCCAGCAUAAGCCAUGUGCACGAGUUUGCCCGAGUUCAACCACGCUGUGGGGGGCCCGACACUCCCACGGCCCCCCAGCCCCUCCUGCAGACCCAGCUCAGGCCCCGCGUUCUGCGGGGUUUGCUGUCGGUGCCCGGGACAUAGGAGCAGAGGGCCUGCCUCAGCCCGGUCAGUUAAGUCGCCCUCGGGGUGAGAGCAGGUCUGUGCACACCUGCGACCCUCCUAACCUGUCUCAGUGCAUCCACGGGGUGCAGUGAGCCUCGGGGCCAGGACGCCCGUCUUGCCUGGUGAGCCUGGUUGAUGUGUGGGCUCUGAGCCCCACAGGAUCCAUCCAGCCUUCAGGGGCACCAUGCGCUGGUUCCACCUGAUGGGAAUGCCAUGCUCUCGUCCCAUCAGCACCCAGAAGUAGUAUGAACCCCCUCCUUUGUCCUGCUGCUCAAGAAGGAAGGGUCCUGUGGGCCUCGCGCUUGUGCAUCCCAGACAGGUGGACCCGUCUCCAUUCCAGCAUAUGUUCCUGUGAUUCUCUGAGUCGGGGGGCCCUGUGGGCCCCUUCCUGUGUGGCAGGCUCUGCCCACAACACGCAUGCACAGGCUGCGAGGCAGGUGCUCCCUAAGUGUGCCCCUGCUGCCACGUGGGAGCCGGGCACGGGGGAUGGCGGGCGCCCCGCCACGCACCGAGCAGCCCUCUGACUCGGCGGGUCGCCGAGCCCUGCCAAUGCUUGUAAUUCUGAAGCAUGUGGGCCUAUUGGCUCCAUAGAAAGUUGCCCUGGAAACCGACUUGACCUGAUUUUGUAGUGGCUUCAAUUAAAAAAAAAAAAAAAAACGACAAAACUACAAAAGCCAAAAAUCAACUUUCUCAGAGGCAGUUGAUUUCAAAAUGUUUGGUUUGGUGAAAUGAAUAAGGGGCAGGCUGUGGCCCACUGGAAACUGGAGGGCACAGCCGUGUUACUGUGCCCGGACAUCCUGCCUCCCCAGCUGCGGUUUGCUUUGAAAGUUGCCUGGGAGUUGGAGCCCCAACACCCUCUGAGGGGAUGUGGAGACCACGUGAAAAUGUGACGUUUCCUCUCACAGUGUCUUGGGGUUUGCAUUUGCCCCCAUGAAUCUUAGGCUGGGGUGGGUUGAAGUCUGGUUCAGGGAUUGGAUUGCUUAGGGGUGGCCUGAGGACCCCCCUCCUGGACGGCAGGGUGGGGCCAGGGCAGAUGGUCAGGAAGGCUUAGUUUGGCUCAGCCUGAGGAAUAAACUCCCAGCUGUGAAUUUUGCCAAGAUGGACUUGGGAGGUGGAGGGUUGGCGCUGACAGGCAGGCCCCUGGGGAGUGGGGGGGGGGGGGUCCUUGAUUCUAUGAGAGCAUUCUACUUGGCAGCCCACAGAGCACCUUCCCCGUGUGUCACCCACCCAUUGGCCACUUACAGCCCCACGGUGUCGUGAGGGAUCCGGGGCUCAGAGACUCGAGCAAAGUCCCACAGCACCAGUGGCAGGACCAGGAUUCAUGCCAGCCUGUCUGUCCUAAGCCCUUGGUUUUCCAUCAUAGUCAGUGGCUCUUCACUGACACCGAGUUGGGUUUGAGGGAGCCCCCUAGCUGGUCUGCACCCAAGUGCCCACUGUGGUGGGGGGAUGCUGGCAGGCUGGUUGGGAGUGUUUGCCCCACAGCCUGCCCCUGCGUGUGCCCCGGGGAACUCAGAACACUGUCCUCAACAAUGGACCUCCCAAGGAUACUCCGAGUUAGCCCGAGAAGUCCCACCUUGUCUCGCUUUCCAUCCUAAACCUGUGUCGUGCCCACAGCCUGUCCUGUCUGAGAAAACACAGACCCUCCUUCAGCAGGGAGGACGGUUGCCCAUGUCUUUCUGCAUGGCCUCUCUGGCAUCAAACAGGGAGACGGGUCCCCCAGAAGCCUCCAGACCACACACGCGUCCCCAUGUCCACGGAGCCGGCUGGCCCCCGAGUCCUGGUCGGAAGGCGCGUGGCCCCGGGAGGCCGUCGGCCGAGCCUGCGUCUCUGCUCCGUCUGGCCUGGUGGCACAGCCAUCCGGCGCCUCAUGCCACGGGUGCGGUGUGGGCGGUGAACGUCCUUUCCUGCAGGUCGGGGGACGGCCCAGGGCAGGUUUCCGUGAGAACACGUGGAAGGCAGGACGGGGAUCGUGGAGGCUGGUAGGAAACCGGCAGCCUCCCGGGCCCCCGACUCCUUCGGCUCCGGGCAGCUCAGACGUCCUUCGGAAGCUCAGUUUGCAAACAGCUCGCAUCACGGGCUGAGAGCUGAGGUUUAAACAGAGAGGUUGUCCUAGACCAACGGCCGAGAGAUCUGGGUGACUCUGGGCUCCCUGACCGCGUGUGGUGUGCGGGACCAUCUGCAGGAACAGCCCCUCAGAGCGCCGUGUCCGUGGCCUCUCACUCCCCACAGCGCGGGCCACGGGCCCACCAGCAGCCAGAACUGUUUCUUGCCUCCCACCAGCAGCCCCACCCAGCCCCCGGGCCCCGGGCACGAAGCACACGUCUCAGGGGACCGUUCCCCAGUUGCAGGAUCCCGAGGAAGCCCGCUACCACCUUUGCACACUCCGGGGCGCCCGUCCCGGGAGAGCGCGUGAGGUCUCGCCUUCGCCCUGUACAAACCGUGGGCUCGCACGCACGUGCACUCUGAAUUGCAUGCCCUGAAAUCCCCACGUGUGUGAAACCCACUUUGAACUCGAAAACACGCAGCAUGCGCGGAGGGACAGGCCCGCCUUGGGCCAUCUGCCGGCUGGCCGCAGAGCGUCCCCGCGACACGGCGCAGCCUGGGGCCCCGGCCUGUGUGGCCAGCGCCUGCUGUGGUCACGCAGCGUCCCCCAGCCCGGACGCCCCUCCUCCCUGCCCGCCCCCACCCCCUGGGCCACACGAUUGCACACCACCUUGCACAAGGAAGGUAACGUAUCGAUCGCAACCCCCUUAGAGUAGCUUCCAUUCUCACCGAAGGUAAACCCAAAGCCCACCCUUGAUUUUCUUCCCUUGCUGAGAAAGGCCGUAUACGCCCCUGCACCCUUCCGUGUCCGGCUGGGUGUGGCUUUGCCGUUCGGUGGAAUGCAGGGGUGGGUGGGCGCGGGAACACGCUCUCUACCCACGCAGCUCGCUGGAGAACGGUUCUGCAGACACAGAACCAGGUGACGGGGUCAGCGCGACGGCAGCUCACGGUCACCAGGUAGCUUCUCUCGAUAGAUUUGUAUAAUCAAUACGGGUCUAUUUUUACGUCAACCCCACACUGUACCUUCCAGUCUUUUCCGAGAUUGUCCGACUGAGACAAGUCACUGAAUAAUUGGUCCUAUUUUUAUUAACCAGUGGACGGACUGAAAUGUUAACGUGAAUGUACAUUUUUCUUAAUUGCGACUUUUCUACUGAGUGUUUGCACUAUACUUUCUGGAAUCUUAUUUAACAAAAAUAAAGGAAAAAAUUGCUUG